AUGUUUCUGAUGUGGAUCUUCAUCCUGUCUGCUGUUCCUACUGCUCUGUGUGCCAGCUCCGUCUUCUGCCCGGACCCGAAGGCCAGUGACCAGACUGCAGACUUCAUGAUUGAGUGUCUGGGCCUGCGCUUCACCUGGAUCCACUCCGUCUUCGAUAACUUCCCCUCGGUGCUGAACUUUGCUGUGAAGCUUCGCUGUGCGACCGGGCUGUGUCCUCACGACCUGGAGGACUACGGCUGCUCCUGCAGACACGUGGCGUCUGGAAACCCCGUGGACCCUCUGGACACCUGCUGUGAGACCCACAGACGGUGUUACCAGAACGCUGCCCCCUGCAGGCAGGAGCUGCCGCACCUCCCAGACAACUUCACCUGUCCGGCUGCAAACAGCAGCUGUGAUGAUGGUGAUUGGUGUCAGCGGAUGUUUUGUGAGUGUGACCUCGACGCCAUCGACUGCAUGAGUCACAGCUCGUUCAACUGGACUCUGAGAGGCUUCGCCGAGUCCUCCUGUUCCUCCACCAACCAAUCAGGUGGACGAGUCCUCAGCUCCACGUCCACACCAGCUUCACCUCCAGCUGCACCGGGAGGACAGCAGGGCGUCGCCCAGGACAAGCCCACGUCCCAGAGGACGGAUGAAGGUCCUCAGGUCCCCAGUGGCACCGCCGUCCCCCCCACAGCUCCCAGUGCCUCAUGGCAGCAGGACCUCACUCCCCCCCCGGCUGCUGCUCCUCUCACUGCCCUCAGUCCAGGUCGAGCGACAACGACGUCAUCGACUCCAGUGAGAACCGUCGCUGUGACGAAACCAGUUAGACCAGUCACCUCCGUCACCCCCCCAUCAGAGAUCACCACAUCCAGAACCACCACAAGACCAACCCCACUCACCACAGCUGGGUCCGAGGAGGAGGAGACGGACGAGCCUCGGAGCGUGGACGGAGACGAGAGGGACAGCUCCCAGGAGACAGACACACACGACGUGGCUCAGAAGAGGACGGUGCCGUUCUUCGCCUGGUCUCUGCUGGAGUCCGUGGGUCUGAGCGAGGUCCAGCUACAAGCCGACAGCCACGAAUGCAGCCGCCCCUUCACGCUGUACGGCAGCGCCGGGCGAGCCGGGCGGGCGAUGCCGGCGCUGGGGGACAUGCUCCAGUGUCUGACGGGACGAUGUCCACACGAGUACGAGAUGUACGGCUGCUACUGUGGACAGGAGGGCGGGGGGGAGCCCCUGGACCAGCUGGACAGGUGUUGCUUCUUCCAUCACUGCUGCCUGAAGCAGAUCAGCUCCAUGGGCUGCAGGGCGGACAGGAAGCUCAACGCUCGCGUUUCCUGUACGAACAGGAAGUCACAGUGUCAGGGCGUCACUGUGUGCGACAAACUUCAGUGUGUGUGCGACAAAACCACGGCAGAGUGUAUGGCGGCGGCGCACUUCAACCACAGCCUGCCCACGCAGCAGUGUGGAGGACCGGCCCCCCCCUGCCGCCGGGCCAGCAGACCCCCCAAGCCACAGCUUCCCCCCCAGUCCAGUGAGGAGAGCGAGGAGAGCGAGGAGACGCCGGGAGGACGCUCCGAUGACGAGCCACUGAAGGAGGCGCCGCCCACACAGGAGGCGUCGGCCCAGAAGAGCACGCCUCCUCCACGCCGCGUUCAAAACAGCGAUGAGAGUUCGGACCAGAUGGACGAGGAGAAGCUGACUCCUUCCGUCAAGCCGGCUCCACCUUCUCCUCCACCUCCUCCUCUCUCUCCUGACCACAGUGAUGAGAGCGGAAAGACACAGACACUCAGUGGGAUUCAAACCCUAAACCACCGGCCAAGUCCAGAGCAGAGCCACACACACCGGCCAUCAACGAAACCAGAGGAGGGAGGGGAAGAGAAGAAGGUGGUGGAGGAGGAGGAGGAGGAGGAAGAGGAGGAGGAAGAGGGGGAAGGGUAAAAGGAGAAGGAGGAAGAGGGGCAAGAUGAGGAGGAGGAGGAACAAAAGGAGAAAGAGGAGGAGGAAGAGGAAGGAAACAAAAAGCAGAUCGGCCGAUUAGUUGGUGAACAGAUGUAAUUUAUAGAAAUGAUGUUGAAAAUCAAUGUUUGAGGUUUUCUCUUCAGAUUUGUGAAGUGAAGCUGUUCUCGAGUAAACUAAUUAAAAACAUAAAGAAAUUAAAAAGAUCAUCUCCUGUGUCUUUG
This is a messenger RNA of Platichthys flesus (European flounder), 2162 nucleotides long. It is a transcript of the gene oc90, whose product is annotated as otoconin 90. The transcript has 13 exons. The record is from RefSeq and is a predicted model, not a curated record. Gene Ontology annotation, biological process: lipid catabolic process; arachidonate secretion; phospholipid metabolic process. Gene Ontology annotation, cellular component: extracellular matrix. Gene Ontology annotation, molecular function: calcium ion binding; phospholipid binding. NCBI's taxonomy places the organism in Eukaryota, Metazoa, Chordata, Actinopteri, Pleuronectiformes, Pleuronectidae. The coding region runs from base 1 to 1920 and encodes 639 amino acids.